Messenger RNA from Dothidotthia symphoricarpi CBS 119687, 522 nucleotides. RefSeq lists its product as uncharacterized. Bases 1 to 522 code for a protein of 173 amino acids. The record is from RefSeq and is a predicted model, not a curated record. Lineage: Eukaryota; Fungi; Ascomycota; Dothideomycetes; Pleosporales; Dothidotthiaceae. The transcript has a single exon.
AUGUCGCCCAGUGAACGGCCCGCAAGACCACUGGUUGUCCCGAGCCUGCUUCGCGACUCUGCGUUGUCUUGGAUGUCAAUGUGCAGAUUCGGUUGGUGUGUCGCUGCUGACGAACGCCUUCGACGUUGGCCAGCAGAGGCGGAGAAGGAGGAGUGGGAAGCCAGCGUGACUUUUGCAACGUGUGGAUACGAGCGGAAUUGUCAAAUGCCGCCCACGCGUAUUUUUAUCCGUGGUGCCGCCAAUGCACACUCAGCGCAGAUACCCCUGGUAGGUGUUCAGGGCUUGAUGGUGGAGCACUGCAGACGCAAGGUGCGGGAAAUGUUUAGGCCAGGUGGCUUCGGACUGAAGCUUCGAACGGUGCAGCGAGGCGGUCGCACGUUUGGCGGGAAGGAGGCGUCGAGGCUGCCGUGGAACGUCGAAGCUGAUCAGAGCAGACGACGAGAUAGAUGUUGCUGCAGCACACAGGGAGAGAAGGCGGCAGGAAAUGAACACACGCAGAAGAUGAGAUUACUCCCCAUCUAG